Mizuhopecten yessoensis (Yesso scallop) is the source of this 1331-nucleotide messenger RNA. RefSeq names its product metabotropic glutamate receptor 7-like. Gene Ontology annotation, biological process: G protein-coupled receptor signaling pathway. Lineage: Eukaryota; Metazoa; Mollusca; Bivalvia; Pectinida; Pectinidae. The record is from RefSeq and is a predicted model, not a curated record. The annotation marks the transcript as partial. The transcript has a single exon. Gene Ontology annotation, molecular function: adenylate cyclase inhibiting G protein-coupled glutamate receptor activity. Gene Ontology annotation, cellular component: membrane.
GUCUGUUUGAUAUCCACACCAAAGGACAAACACCUUACAGCUGUGGCAGUAUCAACGACAAUCAUGGCUUCCAGCUCCUGGAGGCCUUCCACUUCGCCCUGGAAUACGCUAACAACCGUACUGGUAUUUUCCGUAAUGUGUGGCCAGAGGUCACAUUUGGCGGUGUAGCCCUAGAUGUUUGUCAAAAUCCAACGCGUGCUGGAAAUAUGAUAGCGAACAUCCACUCCGGAACAUUGAAACUGACGACUAUGUCUCAGAGCCAGAACAUUACCAUCAACCCUGACAAUAUUGAUGUCUAUAUCGGCGCAUUUGACACCGACUCAUCAAUCCGGGUGGCAGACAUUGUGAAUCCGCUGGGAAUUCCUCAGAUCAGCUAUGGUUCCACGAGCCAGGAGCUGAUGGAUCAGUACAAAUACCGCUACUUCUUGCGUACUGUUCCCGCAGAUGACAAGCAGGCUAGGGCCAUUAUUUCCUACCUGAAGAGGUUCGACCUAAACAACGUCCAGGUCAUUACAUCCUAUGACAGCAUUGGUGUGCACAGCAAGGAGGAGUUUGCUCGUCUGGCCAGACUCAACAGGAUCUGCAUAUCCCAGAACAUCACCACUGGUGUCAGCGGCUCGAUCUCCGUCAUUGAAGCACACACCACUCUCAACAAGCUUUUCUCCUUCCGAGACGCUACAGUCGUGAUCUUGUUUGUCCAGGACCCGGAGACGCUGUUACAGUCGAUUGAGAAUAGAGAUGACGUAAGGAAUAACUUCACCUUUAUCGGUACAGACAAGCUUGGUUUCAACCAUGAGAAGUGGAACAAUGCGCGUAAGCUGAUGAAUGGUCGCCGUGCUGUAACGUUUGACAUAGAGACGGCAGAUGUGCCAGAAUUCGACAAAUACCUGGAAAACAAAAAUCCUGAAAAUUAUUUCUUUAACCCAUGGUUUGAUGACUAUUACCAGGAACUGUUUCAGUGUAACUUUGAUGGUAGGAGCACCAAGUACCCAGAACCAUGCCCGACCCAUCUUUUAGGAAUUCCCCGUGCUGAAGGCUACAUCCAGGACCCCUACGUUUUGUACGUCAUCAAUGCAGUGUUUUCUGCUGUAUUUGGCGUGGACAAGGCACUGCGCGAGAUCUGUCCCAGCAACAGCAUUGGAGUAUGUAACCUCUUCCGAACCAGCGGUGAGCGAAGACAACGAAUCAUGACUGGAAUCCAAGCCACUAACUUUGUUGAUGCCACGCAGCAGCCGUUCUUCUACGAAGAGGGAGGAGACAGUAGUCGUGGUUACAAAAUUUGGGAGCCCCUGCCUAGUGCGGAGGACAACACACAGUAUUAUCUUGAAGAU